CGACAGCCUGGGUCGCCCACUGGCCGAGGCAGAAUCUGUUCAGCACUCUCGGGAUGACAGGACAGGCAAAUCAAACCACCCUUAGCCGAGGACAUGAUAAACUAGUCUGUUAACUAGCUAAGAUAGUUAGUUUAUGGCUAACUAUGCAAACCAAGAUUAUAACAUAGCGUUGGUUUGUUGAAGAUAGGGUCGUUAUAGAAAUACUUUUGGAGUUAAGGCUAACUUUACGUUAGCAAAACCACCAUUUGCUAGCUAAUGUUAAAUCUGAUAAAGCAUUCAAGUAAACGUAGCUAGCUAACGCAUAACAUAUUUGAUGUGGUCUGACGACUGUAUCGUAACGUAAGAUAAUAUUUACGGAGAAAACAGCGGUUGGAAAGUUUAACUCAGAGUCGAGAAAUCAUGGCGCCGAUGCUGUUUGAUUCGACAGCAUAUGCAGAGGAGCAGUUUUGACUCUGGGCUGUCAACAAGCUCGCUGACGUUAGCUAUCCUGGCUAGCCAGCUAGCUUUCUAGCUAUCAUGGCCAAAAUAGAAAACGGCCGUCAAUCAGUGGACACAAGGAGUAUCCGGACUAUUAACAGCAGUCACAUAGACGAUGAAAGCUCUUUGGGGUCCGACUCGGAGAUCAACGGCUUCACCAGCGACAGACAAACCGACAAAUAUGGAUUUAUUGGUGGGGCACAGCAGUGCUCGGAGGCGUCAGCCCAGGAUGUGCCUCCAGAGGUGCUCAGGCAGAGGGAGGUGAAGUGGCUGGACAUGCUCAACCACUGGGACAAGUGGAUGAUCAAGAGGUUCGAUAAGGUGAGACUGCGGUGUCAGAAAGGAAUCCCUCCUGCCCUCCGAGGCCGCGCAUGGCUCUACCUGUCCGGGGGGAAGGUGAAGAAAGAGCAGAACCAAGGAAAGUUUCAGGAGCUGGAUAGCCAGCCAGGUGACCCCAAAUGGCUUGAUGUGAUUGAGAAAGACCUCCAUAGACAGUUUCCUUUCCAUGAGAUGUUUGUGUCACGGGGAGGACACGGGCAGCAGGACCUGUUUCGUGUUCUUAAAGCCUACACUCUCUACAGACCAGAGGAGGGAUACUGCCAGGCUCAGGCUCCCAUUGCUGCUGUGCUGCUCAUGCACAUGCCUGCUGAGGAUGCCUUCUGGGGGCUGGUCCAAAUUUGUGAGAAGUACCUUCCUGGCUACUACAGCCCUGGCCUGGAAGCUAUACAGUUAGAUGGAGAGAUCCUGUUCGCUCUGCUGCGACGUGUCUCCCCGUUAGCCUUCCGCCAUCUGGAGAAACACAAGAUCGACCCCAUCCUCUACAUGACUGAAUGGUUUAUGUGUGCCUUCUCCCGAACGCUGCCUUGGGCCUCCGUGUUGCGUGUCUGGGACAUGUUCCUCUGUGACGGAGUCAAGGUAAUCUUCCGUGUGGGUUUGGUGCUGCUGAAGUGCAUGCUGGGGACCCGGGAGAAGCUGAAAGCCUGCCAGGGCCAGUAUGAGACCAUGGAGCUUCUCAGGGCCAUAGAGCCUCGAUACAUGCAGGAGGGCUUCCUCGUCCGAGAAAUUCUGGAGGUGCCAGUGACCGCGCGAGACGUGGAAAGAGAGCAUCACACCCAGCUGAAGCGCUGGAAGAAGAACCGCGGAGAGCUGAAUUUCAAACCGCCUCCGAGGAUGCACGGCGCACGGCUCAUCAUGCUGGCCGAGCCGCCCAGGCGCCAGGACCUGAAGCAGAACCCCACCAUUGUGCUAGAGGGGCCUCAGCCUGCCACGCAGCUGAAGGGCAAGGAGGAGAAGAAAAGCAAGAAGAAGAAGAGCGUUAAGAAAUCCCAGCCCAUUGCGGAGAUCCCUAACCCUUAUCCUCUUCCAAACGACCCUCAGCCUCCACGCCUAGACCCACCUGCCCCACCUCCAGUCAGGAACGAGACACCAGAGGCCGCGCCACAGACUGAGACAGACUCACUUCACCAGCAGCAAGCGCCUCCUACAGAUCUUCCCCCUGCUAAAGAAUCUAAUCUCCAGCGAUCCACACAAAGCCUUAGCAGCACAGAGCAGGAUACAUACCUGUAGCUCCACAGCAGUCAGUGUGUGUGUGUGUGUGUGUGUGAGUGUGUGUGUGUGUGUGUGUGUGUGUGUGUGUGUGUGUGUGUGUGUGUGUGUGUGUGUGUGUGUGUGUGUGUGUGUGUGUGUGUGUGUGUGUGUGUGUGUGUGGUCGAAGCACCAGCACCCUUCAGCCAAUGACCAGCUGGCUUUGCCAAGGUCUCUGACUGGCCAGCGCCACUAUUAUUCCAGUGUUUUUGACUGUUUUGUAUUCACUUAUUCAUUUUAGACACCAUUUUGCCUAUGAUAUUAUUGGUAUACACUAAAGCAUCAUUGCUAAGUGUAAAAUUAUGUUGAUGCUUUUACGCCACUUCUCCACGUGAAGCUGAUGUUAUAUCUCCUCUUAAUGCUUGAUGCUUUUAUUCAGACCGUAAGUUUUAGUAUCCUGUUUACAAGGGAGACACGUUACUGAGUUUUUGGGAGCAAAGUCGUUUCUUCAGACGAGCGCAGUUUAAACAGAACUUAAGGAACAAUAAGGUGCCAUAGCUUAUGCAGUUUUUCUAUACAUUUCCUCUCUAAUCCAACACUAUUGAGUUCACCUGUAAUACUGUGCAGCAGUGGAUAUAAACUGCUGAUUUAAAGUCGGUUCUUUUCAACUUCAUUAGGGGUUUUGUGCACCAGAGGGCAGCCUCGCAGACGGCACGAGGCUGUUCCAGCCAUGAUUCCUGUUUCAUUACAUUACAGUAAAGCUGAUAACAGCAGGGAUGGGAUUCCUUCAUGGAUUCACUCCGUUUGGGAGGUGUUUUUUUUCCUGAGAUUGAGCUUACGUUUUUUUUUUUUUUUUGGCCUAGUAGGGAAACUUUUGCAUGUUGUGUUUCACUUUCUGACAUUUUGGACUGAACAAAUCUGAUCUUCCUGAAUCAGUCAAAUUGAGUCAUGAGCACAAUGUGGCAUGACUCACUUUCACUGAUCUUCCUGAAUCAGUGAAAUUGAGUCAUUCCACAUUGUGCUCAUGCGAGUCUUUUUCUACAAGCACUAUUUAUUUAAGGAACGGUUUAAACCUGAAAUCGGUUGUUUGUGUGCACGCCCUGCUAGUGCAAAAAUGGUCACAUUUUUUCAUCGUCCGUUUAAUUGAUGUGGUCUGACUCUGUAUAAACUGUAAUCCUCACUGUGCCAGGCACUUCCAGCCACUUUAGAGCAGCAGUAAUUCAUGUUACUCGGGCAGCAGAGAGGAGAACACUGGACAUUCCUCACUGUAUGACACAUUCCUGCCUUGUUAAAAGCUAAUCAGUCUAAGAGCUGUCUCUCUGCCAAAUGCAAAUCUGUGUAAUGUAUGUAUUUAUCCAUGUGUUUCCUGUCACAACUGGGACAGUGAGUGAUUGCAAAUCACCUAAUGGUGCUGACCUUCCACUUGGCAUAGCUCAAGUAUCUAGUUGGGGGCCAAGCAGUUCUUACUGUGCAGUAUGAUGUGUCCUUUUUUUUCUUUUUUUUUUUUUCUUCGCUAGAAUUUCCAAAGCAAAUCAAGACUGUUGUGAGACGAUCGCUACCUGUGAGCAGGCUCAUUCCAUUAGUCGAGCCGCGGGAUCAUGAGAUUUCAAGAUUUAUUGGGAUAUUUGUCACAUUGCCCUCAUGAGCACCUGCCUCAUCUCUUUGGGAAAUAUGGAGACGAGCAGGGGUUGUGAGGCUAUUUCUUAGGACAAUCUUCUUUUUGUGACUGUCCAAGUUUCAUUGCAAACAACAAACGAUAAAGGGAGUUUUGACAAGCAUAAGCACACAUAUGUGGGAUGUGUUUGUGUGUAUAAUUAAUAUUAAAAAAAAAAGUCCGCUUAAAAAGCUAAAUGUAGGUCAGUUAUUAAAAAAACCAAUGGGGUUUAAAAGCAUAACACAUUUUCAAGCAGUCACUUGCCUGUAUGCAGUAGUUUUUUAGUUGCUUGUAUUA
Messenger RNA from Toxotes jaculatrix (banded archerfish), 3952 nucleotides. Its product is annotated as TBC1 domain family member 10A-like. NCBI's taxonomy places the organism in Eukaryota, Metazoa, Chordata, Actinopteri, Toxotidae. The record is from RefSeq and is a predicted model, not a curated record. Bases 517 to 2043 code for a protein of 508 amino acids. The transcript has 9 exons.